AUGUUUAAAAAAUCAAAUGGUGACGAAGGUGGUGGUGAAGAUGGUAUUAAUGCUGCUGCUGCUGCUGCUGAUGACGAUGACGAUGAUGAUGAUGAUGAUGAUGAUGAUGAUCAAAUUUCGUUAUUUAAAAAUUAUCGUGCAAAAAAUUUACCAAAAAUUGUGGAAUGUAAUGUACAAAAUAAACAAAAAGAACUUUAA
Messenger RNA from Cokeromyces recurvatus, 198 nucleotides. RefSeq lists its product as uncharacterized. Bases 1 to 198 code for a protein of 65 amino acids. The record is from RefSeq and is a predicted model, not a curated record. Lineage: Eukaryota; Fungi; Mucoromycota; Mucoromycetes; Mucorales; Mucoraceae. The transcript is spliced from 2 exons.